Molecule: messenger RNA, 1030 nt
Organism: Raphanus sativus (radish)
Lineage: Eukaryota; Viridiplantae; Streptophyta; Magnoliopsida; Brassicales; Brassicaceae
Exons: 6
Biological process (GO): protein acetylation
Molecular function (GO): N-acetyltransferase activity
Source: RefSeq, a predicted model, not a curated record
ACACCGUUUUCAUUGAUUCGUGGACGUUUAAUUAUUCUCUCUGUAAGAAAAGAAAAGGAGAAGACGAAGAAGAAGAAGAAGACGACAAGAGUGACGAUGAAAGUGAGCUUGGAAGGGAAGAGAGUGGUGUUGGUACCGUACAUGUCGGAACAUGUCCCGAAGUACCACAGUUGGAUGCAGGAUCCUGCGCUUCUCGAAGCUACUGGAUCUGAGCCGUUGAGUCUGGAGCAGGAGUAUGAGAUGCAAAUCUCUUGGACUCAAGAUCCCAAUAAGCGGACUUUCAUUGUCUUGGACAAAGAUUUCAUAAAGGGAGACUUGGCUCAUGGCGAACCUCAUGUAGAAGCCAUGACGGGUGAUGUGAACAUUUACAUGAACGAUGUGGAUGAUCCUAAGGUUGCAGAGGUGGAAAUAAUGAUAGCUGAGCCCACAAGUCGUGGUAAAGGAAUAGGAAAGGAAUCUGUGUUGAUGAUGAUGGCUUAUGCUGUCAAGAACUGGGAGAUUCACAAGUUUACAGCCAAGAUUGGGGACUCAAACACAGCUUCCCUCAGCUUAUUCCGCAAACUGGGUUUCGAGGACACUUCUCACAGUGAAAUCUUCAAAGAGGUUACACUAGAGUACACGGUGACAGAUCUCCGUCGAGCAGAGCUUUUGAAGUCAUUGGAGGAUGAUGUCAUCACGCACACUCAUUCAUCUGACAGCCCAUCAGAUUCGCUGCUAGCAGGGAAAGCUAUUGCAUAGGGCCUUUGUUCAAUGCCUUAUUAUUGUUGAAAGAAAAGACAUAGUUUACCGUGUCUGAGCCUAAACAAAAUGAUGGUAGCACAAUAAUAUAUAUGGAGUUUUAUGGAGCUUCUAACGAACGUAUACGAGCUUACCAACAAGGGAAAACUUUUCUAAACUUCGGAUACAUCUGAUCUUUCUUUUUAGGUGUUAAAAGAAAUGAGAAAUGUAAUGGCAAUAAUUACUUGUAAUUGUAACCAAAGAUAUUAGACCGCAGUAAAUCUAAAGAUAAAAUAACGAAUUUUCUAUUAAA